Messenger RNA from Podarcis muralis (Common wall lizard), 8532 nucleotides. NCBI's taxonomy places the organism in Eukaryota, Metazoa, Chordata, Lepidosauria, Squamata, Lacertidae. The record is from RefSeq and is a predicted model, not a curated record.
UUGAGAGGGCGGAGCUAGGGCCCUGGGAGUCCUGGCACCACCUUCCCAAAGCUGGUAAGUGCUUUCCCAUCAUUGGGAAGGAGGGAAGGGCUCUAGGACCCGCCAGAGCCCUGGAUCUUCCUUCCCAGAUCCAGAGCAGUGCCAGCAGUUUAGCAUGCCAGCAGUUUUCUUGCACAGGGCACCAAGCCUGGGGUGGCAGAAAAUCGAGAAGAUCUGUUUGGGGGCAGAGACCCGGAAUUUCCUUACAGAGCUGGAGCAGGGUGCGGAGCAGAGUUGGCACAAAAUUGAGAAGAUCCACUUGAGGAGAGCGCCCAUACUUCCUGCCAGAGCGAUGCCUGCAGUUUUCCUGCACAUGGCGCCAAGCCUGAAGUACCCCAAAACUGAGAAGAUCAAUUUCGGGGUAACAAAUACUGGAAGCCUAGGUAUUCUCCCCCACGCCAACCACUCGGUACAAGAAAGCCAUAUAUCUGGAAUACACAGAUUCUACCUUCACACAAACAAAACCCAAGCCUGCUUGGAUGGGUCUUCUGGGCCCUACCAUCCGAGCAGAAGUUCACGACAAGGUGAUCGUAACCUUUAAGAAUCUGGCUUCCCGUCCUUUCAGCAUCCACGCCAUAGGGGUGUCCUACUGGAAAGCUUCAGAGGGGGCAGGUUAUGAUGAUGCAAGCAGCAGGCCAGAGAAAGAAGAUGAUGCUGUGGAGCCUGGCCAGACUCAGACUUACGUGUGGGACAUCUUAAAAGAGCAAGGUCCAACCGGGUCUGACCCACAGUGUUUGACUUAUGCCUACUCCUCUCGUGUGGACAGUGUCAAGGACAUCAACUCUGGCUUGAUUGGGGCCCUGCUGGUUUGUCAGCCAGGGACCCUGAUGAGCGAAGGAAUUCAAAGCAUAGUGCAAGAAUUUGUGCUACUCUUUGCAGUGUUUGAUGAAGGCAAAAGCUGGUACUCUGAAUCCAACACCUUAGGAAAUGCUUUGUCUCCUGAGCUGCACACUAUCAAUGGAUUCAUGAAUCUCUCCCAGCCUGAUUUCAAGGUGUGCCAGAACAGACUGGUCUACUGGUAUGUCAUUAGUUUGGGCACCAAACCUGAAGUCCACUCCAUUUUCUUUGAGGGCCACACUUUCCUUGUGAGACACCAUCGGCAUACUACUCUGGACCUCUCCCCAGCUACUUUUCUCACUGCCGAGACAAUGCCCACAACCAUCGGCAUAUUUCAGAUGUUCUGCCAGAUCCCAUCACAUCAGCAAGCUGGCAUGGAAAUCUUAGUUAUGGUAGAAGUCUGCCCAAACCUACCCAUGAAGAAGAUGAGGGUGGCGGAAGGGGACUACGUGGACGAAGAGGACUACUUUGAAUACAGUGAGGCCGAUAUGGAAAGCACGGUGAUCCAAAUGGAUGAUUCUCCACCCAGGAUUACAGGCCGUUCCCGUGCCAAGAGGCAGCCUGUGACCUGGAAACAUUAUAUAGCAGCAGAAGAGGUUGUUUGGGACUAUGCUUCAGAUAACUCCACUUAUUUAUCCAGUGCUUACGCCAAGCAGUUUCUGGAACAAGGUCCUCAGAGGAUUGGCUCCAAGUAUAAGAAAGUCGUUUUUGUGGAGUACGAGGAUGCGAAUUUCAAGAGGCGGAAGGCAUCGAAACCAGACCACAUGGGGAUUCUAGGGCCGGUCCUUAAAGGAGAAACUGGUGAUGAGUUUAUGAUUAUGUUCAAGAAUCUAGCCAGCCGGCCGUACAACAUUUACCCCCAUGGCAUCACCAAUGUCACUUCCUUUUACCCCAUGAGAAGCAGCAAAAAUCACGUUAUGAAGCUCUUGCCCAUUCGACCUAACCAGGUGUUCACCUACAGGUGGAAGAUAAUGCCUGAGGAUGGCCCAACCAACUCAGAUCCCCGCUGCCUGACUCACUACUAUUACAGCUCUAUCAAGCCUGCUCGGGAUUUAGCCUCUGGGCUAAUUGGACCACUGCUGAUCUGCUUCAAAGAGACCAUGGAUCGGAGAGGGAAUCAGAUGAUGUCAGAUGAAGCAAGAUUUGUGCUGUUUUCUGUCUUCGAUGAAAACCUCAGCUGGUACUUGAAGGAGAAUAUCAACCAAUCCUGUUCUGAUGCAGCCAAUGUAAACCCCCAGGAUCCUGAGUUCUAUGCUUCCAACGUUAUGCACAGUAUAAAUGGCUAUGUUUUUGAUAAUCUGCACUUCAAGAUUUGCCAAAACAAAGUUGUGUAUUGGUACAUCCUCAGUGUAGGUUCCCAGACUGAGUUUCUGUCCGUCUUCUUCUCCGGGAAUACUUUUCAGCACAACACAGUCUUUGAAGAGACCCUCACGCUCUUUCCCCUCUCUGGAGAGACUGUCUUCAUGUCCAUGGAGAAACCAGGCACAUGGAUAUUGGGAUGCCUGAACCCAGACUUCAGGAGGCAAGGAAUGAGAGCCACGUUCACUGUUUCCAAAUGCCCCAAUGAAAUGGAGUAUGAUUACUCUUAUGAAUUAAUACCAGAAGGUGAACUAAAUGAAGCCAAUGUCUUGCAACCAAGAGGCUUCCCCAGGAAAAACAGGCCUGUCCAGCCUUGCCUAAAGAAGCAUGGAGAUGCAGAAAAUGAAAUGCAGAAGACCAACCACCAUUUGGCUCCUUGUCGUGAAGCCAAUAAUCUUUUUAAAUUAAACAAGAAAAAGAAUCCUACUGACUUGCCGUCGCCUCCUGGAGAGUCCUUAUAUCAAGAUAACAUUUCUUUACCUUCUUUCCAAGACGACCUCGUUAAGCCAACUGAUGCCUUUCCAGCAGAAGAAGAACCAUCAUCUAUACUCAAGCAAAGUUUCCAACAGCAUUCUUUCACAGGAAACUCUUCUCUCUCAUGGAAAGAGUCUAAUCUUAAUAAGAGUGUGUUAGAAACUGCAACCAGUCUGGGUGACGAGACUCUUCCCUUUGGGACAUUCAGCCCACUUGAAGGAGCUGGGAUGGUCCAAGAGAAAUCAGAUAAACAGGAGGCAGUGGAGAUCAUGAAACCUCAUUCAGCCCCUCCAUUGGAAAAGGUGGAGGCAAUUCCUGAAGACCAUGUUACCAGCAUUCAGUCAAAGGGGUUGCAGGAUGGGAUGGGCCUUGCAGAAAGACUGACAUUGAAUGUGAAAAGGCUCCCUCUUAAAACUGACGAUAAUUUAACACAACAAAAUGAAGUAUAUCCAGAUUCCAGAUUUUCUGAAAGAGCUUCUCUUGAAGAUGUAAACACAGUUGAAGGACAGAACACUGUAUCAUUGAUGCCAGAUACAACGUUGAAUGAGAAAGCAGGACUGCAAAUAUCCUAUAUGGAUAAGGGCACUUUCUUUAACAUGAGUAGUACAUCUGCAUCAUUAGAUGACUUGAAAAGUAAGCCACUUACUCAGCACAUGUCACUGGACAGUCAAAACACUGGUCCACCAAGAUUAGAAAUUAACCCUGGAGCUGAAAACAUGGUGUCACAGAGCUAUGGCAACACCUUUCAAGCUUCUACAAGCUACUCAUCUCAUAAGGCAACUGUCCAAGAGAAUGAACCAUUUACAUCAAGAGAAUCAUUGCAUACUAGAAAUAAAGUUGAGCAAUCCACUGCAACUAUAGGAAGUCAAGGCCCUUUUACAUCUGUAAGUGAAGACUUCCUUCAUGGCAAAAAUAGUGCACAUACAGCCUCUCAUGACAAAGUGCAUGAGCCAACGCCUCCAGCAAAGCAUUUUCAGGGUCAUGAGACAGAGAUGGUUGACACAGCUACUAGAGGCCCAGAUAAUUUGAAUGAACAUGCUUCUUUAUUUGCACAGAAUGGUGAGCAAGUGGCUCCAAACAGAUUGACUAGCAACCCAAAUAUUCUAGAGAAGUCUGACUAUACUAAUGACAUUCUGGAGAGUAAUGAUAGAUUCUCUACGCAUCCAUUUCACACUAGUCAAAGACCAGACGGCUCAGCACUCCAAGAAGGUUUCCAAGAAAAUAGCCAAAUUAAGGAUUUUGGGGGGAAAGAGAAUAAAGCUUUGCUCAUUGUUGAUGCCACCGCCAACAGAAUCUGGAACCCAAAUUCCCAUGGAUUUCUGGGUAGUUUGUUGCUUCCUAAAACAAGUUUAUCAGAAAAAGAGGAUGCUUUUCAUCAAGCGGAGUCACCUCCAUCACAGCUAGUUGACCUGGGAAAUGACACAAAUUCUAAAGAGUUUGUAAGAAAGGGGGAGAUAAAGCUACAACCAGAACCAGAAAUUCAGAGCCAUGAAAAGUCAUCAGAUGGGAUGAGGUUGCAGCCCUGUCAUCUGGGUCCUCAUGGAUGUGGUGGUCACUUGGAAAAGAGGUCUCUGAAAUCACACCAGGCCACGUUGGAAGAAAGACAUGCUGUACCAGCAAGGGAAAUGAAGAGUUCUGGAAAAGCUGAAGAAAGAGCUCAGGCUUUGCUCAACGGUAACUUCUUCAAGUUAAACAAUAAGGCCAAGGCUUCUAUAAUAAAGGCACCUUUGGCAGAUGGGGCUACAAGAAACCAACAAGCAACCACACUUGGCAAGACAACUGCUUCAUCUUCUCUGUUCACCUCAGUCCAGUCCAGUCCAGCCCCACACUCCCUGAACUUUCCUGAUUCCCAGCAGACUUGGAGAGGAGCCAGUUUGUCUCACAAAGUAGAGGAUGUAGGGGGUGCAGCUGACACCAUUUCUGGAACUCUUGGGCACAGUAUUAUGGAAGCCAAACCUGGAUUGGCCCCCACUUUCUUUGCAGGAGGACAACUCAAAGGUGCUGGCUCUGUUCUUCAUAAGACCACCAGUCAGACAAAUGAGGCUGGACUUCCUGCAACUCCAGAGGUUCCUGUUAUGACUCACAGUGAUCCAGAAAUAAAAAGGGAGAAGACUGAAAAUUCUGAAAGAUGGGCCUCAGCAGAAAACAAUUUGGACUCUCAAGGUCACCUAGCUGUCAAUCUUCCCUUUCAAGAGCAGCUGUGGGAGGAAGCAGAUAGACAAAAGGAAAUCCAUAGCGAAGGAGGGGACGUUCGUUCCAUAAGUGGCAAUAUUCAAAAAUUUGAAAGGAGGAAAAGAGUAGAAGAAAUUGGAGCCCCAGUGCAUGGAUUUAGCAAAGGUGAGAGUAGGAUCUCAGGAGCCAAGGUCCAUAUGGAGGUCUCCAUGGCACCGACCGACCUCAAAGGAUCUAUGGUGACAAACUCAUCAAAUACUCUGAAUCGAGCAUCUGACUAUGAUGAUUACAGCAAUUCUGAGGACAAGCAAGAAUUUGAUAUAUAUGGGGAAGAUGACCAGGAUCCACGUACUUUCACUGGCAGAGUCCGACAGUACUUCAUUGCUGCAGUGGAGGUGAUGUGGGAUUAUGGGAACCAUACAUCUUCACCAUAUCUAAGAGACAAGAAUCUGAAAAACAGCUGGAAGAAGCCAUCCAGGCAGUACAAGAAAGUAGUUUACCGAGAGUACCUGGACAGCUCUUUCACUCAGCCACAGGUCCGUGGAGAAUUGGAAGAACACUUGGGCAUCUUGGGACCAUACAUCCGAGCACAGGUUGAUGAUGUCAUCAUGGUGACUUUCAAGAAUCUGGCUUCCCGCCCGUAUUCAUUCCAUUCUAACCUGCUGCCCUAUGAAGGAAAUGGGGAGGAAGUAGAGCAGCCCAUCCAGGACUCUGUGCAGCCUGGCGAGGUCCGAGAUUACUCCAUCAAGGUGUUGUCUCACAUGGCUCCUACAGCCAAUGAGUUUGACUGCAAGGCAUGGGCAUAUUUCUCCAGUAUUAGCCUGGAGAAAGACCUACACUCUGGUCUUGUUGGACCUCUGAUUAUCUGCCGGCCUGGAGUACUGAGCACAGCAUACAGAAGGCAGCUGGCUGUCCAGGAAUUCUCCUUGCUCUUCACCAUCUUUGAUGAGACCAAGAGCUGGUAUUUUGCUGAGAACCUUGAGAGGAACUGUCUGCAUCCCUGCCACAUCCAGACAGAUGAUCCUGCCUUUAAAGCAAGCAAUUCUUUCUAUGCUAUCAAUGGUUAUGUCAGAGACAGUCUACCAGGACUAGUGAUGGGUCAGCACCAGAGAGUGCGGUGGUAUCUGUUGAAUGUCGGAGGUGCCAAAGACAUCCACUCUGUCCACUUCCAUGGGCAAGUCUUUACCAUCCGAACGGCCCAGGAGUACCGAUUAGGAGUCUACAACCUCUAUCCUGGUGCCUUUGAGACAGUGGAAAUGAGCCCAUCCCACCCUGGGAUUUGGCAGGUGGAAUGUAUGGUUGCUGAGCAUGAGCAGGCUGGGAUGAGUGCCUUCUUCCUAGUGUACGACCAGCGGUGUCAGAUUCCUCUGGGCCUAGCUUCUGGCUACAUCGCAGACUCACAGAUCACAGCUUCAGAACACUAUGGUCAGUGGGUCCCCAGCCUGGCCAGGCUUGACAAAUCUGGUUCAAUCAAUGCCUGGAGUACUGCAGAAAAGAACGCUUGGAUCCAGGUAGACCUGCUACGACAACAGAUCAUCCAUGGAAUAAAGACACAAGGAGCCCGGCAGAAGUUCUCCAGCCUCUACAUCUCCCAGUUUGAGAUAUUCUACAGUAGUGAUGGAGAGAAAUGGAAGUGUUAUAAAGGCAAUGCCACCAGCUCCAAGAUGAUAUUCUUUGGGAACGUGGAUGCAGCAGGCGUGAGAGACAACAGCUUUAACCCUCCCAUUGUAGCCCGCUAUAUCCGUCUCCACCCGACACACUUCAGCAUCCGCAACACAUUGCGCAUGGAGCUCAUCGGAUGCGACCUGAACAGCUGCUCUGUGCCACUAGGAAUGGAAAGCAAUGCUAUCUCCAAUGAGCAGGUCUCAGCUUCUUCCUACAUCAGCAAUGUGCUUUACACUUGGUCCCCCUUUCUGGCCCGGCUUAACUUGAAUGGGAGAGUCAAUGCUUGGAGACCAAAGGUUGACAGCUCAGCGGAGUGGAUUCAGGUGAACUUUCGUAGGACCAUGCGGGUGACUGGGUUGAUGACUCAAGGUGCAAAGUCUGCCUUCACCAAAAUGUUCGUGAAGGAGUUUUCUCUUUCGAGCAGCCUGGAUGGCAAGCACUGGGCCUCUGUCCUACAAGGCGGCAAAGAGAAGAUUUUCCAGGGAAAUCAAGAUCAUUUCAGCCCAGUGGUGAACCUCCUAGACACUCCACUAUUUGCUCAAUAUUUGAGGAUACACCCUGUCCGCUGGAAUAACCACAUUGCACUGAGGAUGGAGUUUUUGGGCUGCGAUACCCAGCAGAUGGCCUAGCCUGGAUGCACCUGCACUUUUGCCAAUGCAGCGAACUUUCAGCAGCCCUUGUGCAAGCCACCCACGCCAUGCCAGCUGGAACAAGCUUAUAUCAGUGACAUUUGAGCAAAAUGAUUUCUGUCACCCAUAUAUUUUUGAUAAUGUUUUUGUAGCGUAAGAAACAAAAAUCAUUGUAAGGCUCAUGCUUCUGCACCGAUUACUGGAAACAUAUUGUUUCUUGCAAUACGUACCUGCAUCGUGGUUCUUAGGGCUAAACUAGGGGUAAUAUUAACUGUGUGUUUGCAAUUAAUGUGUCUAGUUGUUGUUGGUUUGUUUAAAAAAAGGAGUUGUUUAUGAGUGUGGGGCGGGAGAUCAGGAUUGGAUCUAUGGCACACGAGGAGGAGGUAAAAUGAUGGUUCUCCACGCUGCAGUGCUGCAGCCCUCAAAAAAGUGCUCUUAUUCACCCAAUGAUGAAAGCUUCUUAUGAUGCCAGUGGCAACUUCUCACCUGGAAUGAAUGGCGAUUCUGAGAGAAUGAGAUGUCCCAUAAUGAGCAUGGUCUUCACUGGGGGCCCCAUGGCUGCUUUUGAAAUUUUAAAAAACUAGACAUGUGAAUUUAAAUCAUGUAAUCAAUGCCAUAUUAUUUGGUUUGCUUGCUGUAAUUUUAAUCACAGUUACUUGGAAGUAAGGCCCACAGAACUAUGUGCAUCCUAUUUUGGUCCACACAUGCAUAGAAUUAAGGUGAGUAAAAUAAGGAAAUAUUUUCUAGCAUCGGUGUUAUGAGAAAAAUAUAAAAACCCAUUGAAAUAUAAAAUGUGAAUGAGUCCUAAAUAGACAGAUAUAGUCAGUAGAACAGGGAUCGCCCCCCCCCAAACCCCUGAUGCUGUUGUACUUUAAUUCAUAUCAGUCCCAGCUAAUGGUCAGGAAUGAUGGGAGUUGUAGUUCAGCAACAUCUGGAGGGCCACAGGUUCUCCACCCCUGAAUUAGAAUUUGCUACAUAAGAAUAGAAGAAGAGCCCUGCUGGAUUAUACCAAAGGUCAGUCUAGUCCAGCAUCCUGUUUUCCACUGUUGGGCAAUCAGGUGUCUCCAAUUGUUUGCUUAAUUCCGUUUCAAACCAUCCAUCGCAUGAAGGUGGACAGUCGAUAAAUCUAUCAAGUCGCUUCCUUCUUUGUGCUGUAUAAGAGCCAAUGCCACAAUCUUAACCAUUGUUUUCCAUCAGGAGAAGACAUACACUUUCAGAUCCUUUUGGAUGUUGUUACAAAAUGUGAGUGUGUCAAGCAUUUUUAUGCCUUUCUGUUUUCAGAUUUCUACCUGUGCGUAUCUGUAGUCAGAGAACAGUGCCUCAUGAUUAAAGACCACUUGUCUUGUUAAGAUCUGUA